Mycosarcoma maydis (corn smut) is the source of this 897-nucleotide messenger RNA. RefSeq lists its product as uncharacterized. Bases 1 to 897 code for a protein of 298 amino acids. NCBI's taxonomy places the organism in Eukaryota, Fungi, Basidiomycota, Ustilaginomycetes, Ustilaginales. The transcript has a single exon. The record is from RefSeq and is a predicted model, not a curated record.
AUGUCAGACGUAGCCAGCGCCUCAGCAUCGGCUCCAUCGACACGAAAAUCGCGCGGUGCCAACCCGUCCACCGACUACAAGUCGCUCUUUAUCAAAUCCAAGGACAAGUACGAUCGCGUCUCGACCGACCACACGGAUCUUGAGGCGAGUGUGGCAAAAGCCACCGCCAAGCAACAAAAGCUACGCGAAGAGCUCGACUACCUACUGGAUGCGGUGGCUUCGAAACGUGCGCAACGUGCUCAGAUCGAACAGUCGCAUCGCGACCAUGCACUCGAAUUGGAACGCGAAGCUGCAGCCGCUGUAGCAGCAGCUCAGGCGGCACGACUUCGAGCCAGCUCACUGGCUCAACGCGAUCGAGACCGUGACGCUUACGAGCCAAGAAGUGCGCAUAGGGGAUACGAGGGCGGCGCAGAGUAUGUGCCUUAUCCAGCGAGGUAUUCAGAAUCCAGCUAUCACGCAUACGGCGCUGGUUCGAAUCGCGGUUAUGCGUCACCUCCCCCACCGUUGGCACCAGCGACGGGCGUGUCUGCUGGUUCGAGAAGGAUUAGCGUUUCGUCUCAGAGAGAUGAGGACAGGUAUCCUACCUCGGAAGGCUCACGCAAAGGCUCGACGCAAAGAGAUCCUCAUGCGCCAGCAUCGUAUCGCCCACCUACAUCUCAAUCACCGCCACCGCCACCAGCGAAUUCUAUGCUGUCCCCUCGAAGAUCACACGCGCACGACCCUCACUCUUCUCCGUCGAGAUCCGAGGCGCAUCGGCGCUAUCGCGAAUCUACCCCGCCUCUCGUGCCAUCCUCCUCCACGUCGUCAGCGGUUAAAAGGCCAAGAACAUUCAGUGCGGAGCGCGAGCUUCUCGAUGCAGACAAUGCCUACUCCACCAAGCGAGCCAGAAACGAUUAG